Messenger RNA from Erythranthe guttata (spotted monkey flower), 1596 nucleotides. RefSeq names its product methyltransferase (gene FIO1). Gene Ontology annotation, molecular function: 23S rRNA (adenine(1618)-N(6))-methyltransferase activity. NCBI's taxonomy places the organism in Eukaryota, Viridiplantae, Streptophyta, Magnoliopsida, Lamiales, Phrymaceae. Gene Ontology annotation, biological process: rRNA base methylation. Gene Ontology annotation, cellular component: nucleus. The record is from RefSeq and is a predicted model, not a curated record.
AUCGGCGGUUAGGGCUGCCGUAUCGGCGGAGAUGGCCGGCAAGAGGAAGAGGAAAAACGCAGCUGAGCGGCGAGGAAUCCACCCUCGGAAUAAAUACUCCGAUAAUCCGCCGGAUUUCGCUUUAUUAGCAUCACUGUACCCGAGUUUUGAGCCGUUCGUCUUCUACUUACGCGACGGCCGCCCCAAAAUUGAUUGGACGGACUUCAAUGCUACUCGCGAGUUGACUCGAGUGUUGCUGCUCCACGAUCACGGCAUCAACUGGUGGAUUCCUGAUGGGCAGCUCUGCCCUACAGUACCCAACAGAUUGAAUUACAUCCACUGGAUAGAGGAUCUUCUGGCUUCAGACGUCAUUCCGACUAACAGGGCUGAUUGUGAUGUCAUCAAAGGUUUCGAUAUUGGGACUGGAACAAAUUGUAUAUAUCCCCUUCUCGGUGCAUCUGUUCUUGGUUGGAAGUUUGUCGGUUCAGAUAUGACUGAUGUGGCUAUAGAGUGGGCAAAUCGAAAUGUCGAGAGCAAUCCGCAUAUUUCUCACUUGAUUGAAAUCAGAAAGGUCCACUUCGAGGAUAGCAUCGAAGAAUCACAAAUUAGUCAAAAAAGUAGUAAUGAAGGUGGAUCCGAAUGUAGUAGUAUAAAGUCUGAAGAAACUCGUUCAGGCACGAAGAAGAGUUGUUAUAAUGGGCCACCUGUACUUUUAGGUGUUGUCAAAGACGAAGAGAUGUUUGACUUCUGUAUGUGCAAUCCUCCAUUCUUUGAGACAAUUGAGGAAGGCGGAUUGAAUCCGAAGACAUCUUGUGGAGGAACUUCAGAGGAGAUGGUUUGUUCAGGUGGUGAACAUGCCUUUAUUACUCGCAUCAUUGAAGAUAGUGUUAAGCUGAAGCACACAUUUCGUUGGUACACUUCUAUGGUUGGAAGAAAAUUGAACCUGAAUACUCUGGUAUCAGAAAUCUGGAAUGUUGGAGCCACUGUAGUGAAAACGACAGAAUUUGUACAAGGAAGAACAUCGAGAUGGGGACUCGCGUGGUCAUUUUUGCCUGCUUCGAGGAAAAUGUUACCUUCCCAUAAGAUUGAGGAAAAUAAUCUGUCUUUCAUGCUGGAGGGCCUUCAUCGUCAGCACAGUGGCUUUGACGUGUUGCAGUCGGUGGAAUCUCACUUCUCCGGAAGCGGUGCAUCUUGCAAAUUAGAUUCUGCUGCUUUCAAUGUUGAUAUCACUGCUUCAAAGGAUCAAAUUGAUUCAAUACUAAAGGCCGAGACACAUAAUACGGUUGAUGCUGCUGAGUUUAAUAGAUCGAAUUCCCCAAAUGACCAGCAAAGUCAACCAGAUGCCAUGCGCUUCCGCAUUUCGGUCUUGCAACAAAAUCCAGGAACACUUCUCGUGAGGGGAACAUUGCUCGACAGAUCAAGCUCCACCUCAGGUCUUUUUUCUCCAAUUUUCCAGCAUCUCAAAGAUGUUCUCAUCAAUAAGUUCUGUACUGGAAGAGGUAUAAAGCUGUGAGACAAACUAUCAAAGCCAACAAGGAUCAAAACAUUUUUAUUUAAUCCUGUAAAAUUAAAUCCUAUUUAUUUUUUAUAUUUUUCGUGGCUGCUGCCGACAGCAUU